Mercenaria mercenaria is the source of this 1514-nucleotide messenger RNA. RefSeq names its product phosphatidylinositol phosphatase PTPRQ-like. NCBI's taxonomy places the organism in Eukaryota, Metazoa, Mollusca, Bivalvia, Venerida, Veneridae. The coding region runs from base 3 to 1514 and encodes 503 amino acids. Gene Ontology annotation, molecular function: protein binding. The record is from RefSeq and is a predicted model, not a curated record. The transcript is spliced from 13 exons.
GGAUGCCGACAUACCCUAAAGCCAUUACAAAGAGUGCAACUAGUCUUAACGUUACUUGGAAAACACCAAACUUAUACACUGGUCCCACAAAAUACAUUGUUUCUGUCAUAGAUUCAAAAAACAUUUCUAUACAGAUAAAGCCUUGCGAUACAGGGUUCGAUUUCAAAGCUACUGAAUGUAUAGUGACAGGUCUAGAUGAGUAUUGGACGUAUAGUAUUACAGUAAUUGCAACCACUGAUGCGGGCAGCACAUCCUCUAUAUCAGUAACAGGACAAACUGCUGAAGCUCGACCUGGGAGUAUUCGCCGUUUGAGUCUUAAAUCAGAGGAUGAUGUUACCAAAAAUAGGUCUGUAGAGGUAACAUGGACUGCACCAAAAGACAGGGAUAGAAAUGGAAUUAUCCAGAGAUAUUAUGUCGAAUUCAAAGACAGUAGUGGUAAAACAGUCAGUUUUGGCACUAAAAACAAUAUCACGACUCACUAUUUUUAUCAAGGCAUGUUUCCUGGCGUGUACUCUGUUCAGGUUUUUGCUGCUACGACUGUCGGAAAUGGCACGGAGGUAACACAAUCGAUAACUGUUAGACCAGGUGCCCCAUUGAAACUUAUCGAAGAAACAGCAGAUAGUUUAUUGAUGCAGCCAAGUAAGGUCAAGGUUUCGGAUGACGAGAGACAAAUAGCCGUGAAACUUCCAUUGAAAGACCUCCUAUGCAAUAUACGCAACGGUCAGUUGAAACGAUGGGGUGUAGUUGUUGCCCAGGAAAGCCAAGCAACAGACACAAGUUUCACAGGAAGCACAACGGAUUUCAACAAGAAAGUGAAGGAGAAGUAUAAGAGCUGGUUUCAAGUCAAAGACAUGGAUUCUAUUCCAUCUUACAUAGCUACACCAGAAAAUUGGACAGUGCAGUGUCCUACUUUUUACAAUAGUAACCGAAGAAAACGUGCAGCAACAACAGCAACGCCUGAGCACGUGUACAAAGAUUUUAUUGUGGGAGAAGACGGCAAGUGUUCCGGCAAACAAAAUAACAAAUAUUGUAAUGGAGAAUUACAACCAGGACGUAGUUACAGGGUGAAAACAUUCGUUUGUACAGCUGGAGGCUGCACCGAGACAGAAUAUUCAAAUGCAAUAUCCACGGCUCCAGACCCUACGGUACCGAUAGCAGCUGGUAUAUCAUCAGCAUUAGUAGUCAUAGCCGUUGUUGGUGUCGUUGUUUUCGUCUUGAGAAGGAAACAGCUUGUUUGUUUUGCCAAAGAUGUCGAAAGACUGCGUACACAUUCACAUGGCGAAGGUAUUCGUAUGGACAAAAUAGAACCAAAGAGAAAGAGUGCUUGCACGUAUGUCUUCUUUCCAUACUAUUCACUGAAGCAACUUAUCUUUACUCGUGUUAGGAACGGAGUAGAUAAAAGUAAUACACAGAGACACAAAGACACAGAAUUAGCUGGCCAGGGGGAGAGAAAGCCCAAGAGCAAAGAAAUAGAAAUUGUUCAGAUGCACGCAUAUCCGACUAACUUAGCCUAG